Messenger RNA from Theobroma cacao (cacao), 1078 nucleotides. Its product is annotated as Ribosomal protein S10p/S20e family protein. Gene Ontology annotation, biological process: translation. Gene Ontology annotation, molecular function: RNA binding; structural constituent of ribosome. Gene Ontology annotation, cellular component: ribosome. The record is from RefSeq and is a predicted model, not a curated record. Lineage: Eukaryota; Viridiplantae; Streptophyta; Magnoliopsida; Malvales; Malvaceae.
AGCAGAAGGAGGAAAAGAUGAAAACUUUUGGAUAGAACUCUCUGUCUCUGGUGUGAGUGACAGAAGAAAGGUUUCUGAAAUCUCUCUACUCCAUAGCAAAACAAGGAAAAGAUUAUUCAAUUUUGCAAUGGCAGUAUCAUCAGUCUCUUCAACUCUGAUACCUUCUUUAACAAUCCCAAACUCUCCUUCACCCAAACCAAAGUUCAAUCUUUUAUCUCCUUCUUCACCAAUCUCUUUCAACCCUUUGAAGCUCAGCAACAAUACCCUUAAACUUUCACUGUCACCCACCAAGGUUUUCGCUGCCCCUGAAGCUUUGGAAGAAACACCUGAGGUUGGAGGUUCAGAGGUGCCCGGUUCUUCAUCUGUUAGUGCAGAAGCGGAUAAGACGGCACCUAAGCAGAAGAUUAGAAUUAAACUUAGGUCAUACUGGGUCCCCCUGAUUGAGGACUCUUGCAAGCAGAUAAUGGAUGCUGCACGGACUACCAAUGCUAAGACCAUGGGUCCUGUGCCGUUACCAACCAAGAAGAGGAUCUAUUGUGUUCUUAAAUCCCCACACGUGCACAAGGAUGCAAGGUUCCACUUUGAGAUCCGGACACACCAGCGCCUUAUAGAUAUUCUAUACCCAACUGCACAAACAAUUGAUUCUUUGAUGCAGCUUGACCUUCCUGCUGGGGUUGAUGUGGAAGUCAAGCUCUAAAUGAAGCCACAAUGUAGCUUAGGGCAAUGCUAGGUGCUGGAUUCCUUCAAGAACAAGUUCUACUAGGGUAAUCAUCAUUGGUUCUAGUGUGUAGCGGAUGACUGCUCAGUUGUAAAAAUCAAUAAGGACCUUCUCCGAGCAGCUUUCACUCCCCUUUUUCUCGGUUGGCUUGUAAGAAUUAAGAACCAUUUUUUUAUGAAAUCUUACUGUACUAGCAUUAACUGAAUCAAAAUGAGUCAUGUAGAGUUUCUCUGCGGCUGUUCCUUAUGUAAUCUCUCUUGCAGAAACUUGUUGGAUAUGCCAAAAGUGCAUAUCAAGCACUAUUAACCUUUGAUUCAUAUGCUUUUAUAUAACAAGUUUGUGCAUCACUGUUUAGUGUAA